Molecule: messenger RNA, 1609 nt
Organism: Linepithema humile (Argentine ant)
Lineage: Eukaryota; Metazoa; Arthropoda; Insecta; Hymenoptera; Formicidae
Gene: MED19
Product: mediator complex subunit 19
Biological process (GO): positive regulation of transcription by RNA polymerase II
Cellular component (GO): mediator complex
Molecular function (GO): transcription coregulator activity; transcription factor binding
Source: RefSeq, a predicted model, not a curated record
CGAAAUACAUAUGAUCUAUGAUGAGUAGGGCACGCGUAACGGCUGUGUCAGUGUAAUAGAACAUAAUAGUUUGUUGCAAUUAAAGAUGCUAUUGUGUUUCAAUUCGAGGCAGAUAAUUAUUUAAAGGAAAAAACAAGAGUAGACAGAAGAGAAGUUUGGUGCAUUAAACGAACUACAUAAUCGGUCCACGGAGUAGAGCAUGAUCAUCUUCGAGUGAAAGUGACGAAAGCAUGACAGCAAUUGAUCAGACGAUGUGCAUUUGGUUUUCGCGUUUUAUCGAAGUAUCGCGGAACAAUUGAAAAUAAUCCAAUGCCUAUUUUCUGAUGUUGUAACGAUGUGGCCAACGCAUUUCUCUAUUAGCGAGUGUAAUCGCCAUUCAACAAGUGAUCUCGAACUAGUGUUGCAAUACUACAGCCGGUGUACGUCAAUGAAGCAAUGCAAGUUGCAUUAAAUUUCUAAUUGAGCCAAGUAUCAAACGUGGACGAGUGGCCACAGUGUUUGUUGGACGCUGGCUACGUCCAUAGAAACUAUACUCUUUGUGUGCAAAGGUGUUCCACAUUACUCUUGCUAAAAGUGUGAUAAACUAAAGCUGCAGGAUGAUGAUGGGCGACCAGUUUCGUAGCAAAGUGGAGCAGUAUUCGCCAAAGUCUUCGCCGAGAGGCGCACGUUCCCCAGUUGUAUCUCGUCAAGAUUCUACAGGAACACUAAAAGCAACCAUUUCCCUUGGGAAGAAUCCUUCUAUUGUUCACAGUGGGCCUUUUUACUUAAUGAAGGAACCUCCAGUAGAAAGUGAACUCACUGGGGCAACAAAUUUAAUGGCCUAUUAUGGCCUAGAACAUUCCUAUAGCAAGUUUAGUGGUAAAAAACUCAAAGAACAGCUAUCAUCUUUUUUGCCAAACUUGCCAGGUAUUAUAGAUAGACCUGGGCAUCAAGAUAAUAGCUCGUUAAGAUCAGUGAUUGAAAAACCUCCAAUAGGUGGUAAAGAGUUAUUGCCCUUAACAAGUGUGCAGUUAGCUGGUUUUCGAUUGCAUCCUGGCCCAUUGCCGGAACAGUAUAGAUAUGUCAAUCAGGCUCCUCAGAGAAAACACAAGAAUAAACAUAAGAAACACAAACAUAAACCUGGAGAAGUGCUUAGUGGACAGGAGGCUACCACAACAGAUGUAGGUGGUUCGGAUACACAUGAAAAGAAACACAAAAAGCAGAAGAGACACGAUGAAGAGAAGGAGGCUAGGAAAAAGCGAAAGAAGGAGAAGAAAAGGAAAAAGCAGAAACACAGUCCAGAGCACACUGGUAGCCUCACACCAUCUCAGCAUUCCAAUUCGUGAUCUCUAAUCUGUCCCUUUCAGUUUAUGCCAAAUUUUUCAUUAAAACUCUGAAGCAAAUUCCCUGUGUAACUAAAAUAUCUACAUAUAUAUUUAUUUCUUUUAUUAACACCUAAUCACUUUCAUUUUCAUUGUUAAGAAAGAAGAGAGAAACUAUAUGGAAAUCAUGUAUACACACAUUAUGUAUAAAAUAUUUUUUGUUCAGAAGAUUAUGUAUAAGUCUGCUUUUAGAAAAAUUUUGUAUAAAGUUUUAUAUUUUAUAAAACAAUUUGCUCAAUCUUUUUAUU